Molecule: messenger RNA, 668 nt
Organism: Paramecium pentaurelia
Lineage: Eukaryota; Ciliophora; Oligohymenophorea; Peniculida; Parameciidae
Source: the annotation of a GenBank genome assembly
UAAUGUUUGGAUUAAUAUCUCUUGUUUAUAAUGUAUCACAAUUAAUUGGAUGGUCAACAAUAUUAGGAUUAGUAAUGUUGGAAAUAAUGAAUGGUACUGAAAAAACAGGAUAGAUUGUUUGGUUAGUUCAUGUUAUGUAAAUCUCAUAGAUCUAUGAUCUAAUUUCUAAUAUUCUUGGGUAUGAUAUUAAGUUUAUGAUAGUUUGACAUCUGGUUCAUUAAUUAGUAAUGUACUUUAAUUAGGAGGAAGACUUGUAGUAGCAUUACUAUUUAUGUAUGAUGGAGUAUGUUUUUGUUGUUUGAUUAAUGCAGUAAUUGCAUGGUCAUUAGCUGAAAUAAUUAGAUUUUCAUAUUAUUUAUUCAAGAAUAAUUCAUUGUUUAAGACUUUAAGAUAUAAUGCAUUUAUGGUCUUAUAUCCAAUAGGAAUUUUAGGAGAAUUAAGAACUGUUAAUCAAUCUUUAGCUAUUUAUGAUUAAAUCUAAAUAAGAGGAUUGUAAAUUAUUUUGAUAUGUAAUAAUUAAUAAUUAAAUAUAUAGUAGGAGGAUUCUUUAUGUAUGCUUAAAUGUUAAGUGCCAAAAGAAAACAUUCAAAAUAGACAGGAGUAGAUUAGAAAUAAAAUGUUAAAUAGAGAUCAAAUAGUCCUGUUAAUAGACCAAAAAGAGAAUGAGU